AUGGAUUCCAAUAGAGACUCAAACGAGGAAUCUCCUUACAUGAGCAUGAAGAAGGAAUCUCCUUAUGUGAGCAUGAAAAGGGUGACAACAACCAGCCCCGAAUCAUGCAAUGAUGAUGUGAGAAAACAUGGGCAGUUUAAGCCUCCAGUGCCUUCGCCACGCCCAGGAAGACUUCAGAAUGCAAAUCCACCAAUCGUUUGUGAUAUUUGCAGACAAGAGGGUGAGCGUAUCAUUGCAGUAGGAUGGUGUACUCAAUGUAUGGGACAUUUCUGUAACACUUGCAAACGAGCACACUGUCUUUCCAAAGUAUCGAGACAUCACAAGUUUCUUGAGUUGAAUGGUGAUGCACAGAAAGAUGAUGCAAUGGUAAAAGAAAUACAACUCAAGAAAGACAUCGUGUGUGAAUUACAUCCAGGUAAAGUCUUGUCACACUAUUGUCUUGAUGAUGAAGCUCUUAUUUGUGACUUCUGCUGUAGAAGUAACCAUACCAAGCACCAUUACAUUGACAUUGAAGAUGUUGCAUCUGAUGCCCUCAAACAAGAAGAUAAACUGGUUACAAUCAUUAAAAAAAGAAUUGGAGACUGUGACAAAGAAAUUGAUAACUCUAUGGAUGAUAUAAGCACAGUCAUUCAAAGUAAGGAUGAUUUUCUCAUCAAAGUAAAUGAGGAACGUAAAUCGAUGCACGAAACACUUGAUGCUCAUUUUAAUAAGAUUGAACAUGAAGGAAAUGGAAGUCAUGAUGCAGCUAUUGCGAAGAUUCAAAUCCACCAAAAGAUGGUAAGACUUGAGAAGUUCAAUAGUGAGAGUGUAUUGAAUCAGUUAACAACCGCCAAAGCCAAACAUCACCCUGUCCAGAUUGUAAAAUCUAGUAAUGAAAUUAAGAGAACACUUGAAGAAUGGAGACAUGUCCUGCCUCGAUUAAGCUCAGAACCACUGAACAUCAGCACAUUUCAACCAGGCGUCCUGGAUAUGACAAAGCUAGCUCAGGUUAUCUCAAGGACUUUACAGGGGUCACAGAGGCUAUGUGAGCCAUGUAUACACAGGAUAGGGCCUUUAUAUGAUAAGAAACCUGGUUACAAAGCACUGAUCGAUAUCUCUAUAGGAGGCAAAGGUGAUCUUGCUGUGCUUAACAUUGACAGCUCUAAUAGUGCACAGUAUCAAAUGGCAACAUAUGAUUUAGACACUAUUACUGUAAAGAAAACUGUAUAUGGAUUAUUCCAUGGUCUUUGUACACUAAACACUGGAUGUUACGCACUUACAGACCAUGCUAACAAAUGCAUUGCAGUGUAUGAUGCAAAUCUCGAGCAUCAAAGAAACAUUGCUAUUAAUAUGUUUAAAGAUCCAUGGGGAAUUUGUGAAGGCUCAGCAGGGGAAAUUAUGGUUACUGAUACCGGCUCUAAGUCAGUGAGUCACAUAGAUUCCUCUUAUGGAUCCGUUGUUUCCUCCAUCUCCCCUGGUAUUCUCAAUUGCUCUUGGCCAUGGUAUGUAGCCAUCAACAGUGAAGGCAUGGUCAUCAUCUCUGAUGAUUAUAAAAAUUGUGUAAAAGGUGUGGGGAAAAAAGGUGAGACAAAGUUCAUCUAUGGGGGCAAGGGUCAAGGUCAAGGUCAGUUGAAAGGACCAGCAGGUGUUUGUGUUGAUCCACUGGAUAAUAUCAUUAUAGCUGAUAAUGGUAAUGAUCGAGUUCAUCUGCUGGAUCCCAAGGGGAAUUUCAUUCGAUUUGUUCUAACGUCUGCUGAUAAAUUCAAGGGCCCCAUGUGUGUUGCUAUUGAUAAGAAAGGAAAUUUGAUCGUUGGGUCUCAUGAUGGAGAUAUUUGCCGCAUCACAUAUCUGACACAGUAA
Owenia fusiformis is the source of this 1839-nucleotide messenger RNA. Lineage: Eukaryota; Metazoa; Annelida; Polychaeta; Sabellida; Oweniidae. The record is from the annotation of a GenBank genome assembly.